Messenger RNA from Candidozyma haemuli, 1458 nucleotides. RefSeq names its product fungal specific transcription factor domain-containing protein. Lineage: Eukaryota; Fungi; Ascomycota; Pichiomycetes; Serinales; Metschnikowiaceae. Gene Ontology annotation, molecular function: DNA-binding transcription factor activity; transcription cis-regulatory region binding. Gene Ontology annotation, cellular component: nucleus. The record is from RefSeq and is a predicted model, not a curated record. Gene Ontology annotation, biological process: positive regulation of transcription by RNA polymerase II. Bases 1 to 1458 code for a protein of 485 amino acids. The transcript has a single exon.
AUGAAGCUUGACUGUGAGUGGCCCAAGACGAAGCCUAAUCCUCAUGAUAGGGUUGCAAAGAGAGCGUCGAAACCCGAGAUUCUACGGCCACAGACACCUGAUUCGCCUAAAGAUAAUGUGGAUCCACGUCUUCAGCUUGUUUUAUCGGCUCAGCUGAGCCCUAAAGGUUCUCCUGACCUUUUUGAGCUCUUCAAUAUGCCGUUUGAUAAUAUCCUCUUUGGAACGGUGGUCCCUCAAUUGGACGAUACAGGCGUUGAGUUUCUUCUGCAUUAUAGUGAAGCGUUCUGUUCGUUUAUUCCAAUUGGUACAGACUCGCUGAACUACUUUUUAAAGACAUUCAUGCAGCUUGCCCAGUCUAGAGACUCCAUCUUGUAUGCCUUGUGUGCUUGGGGAGGGUUCUGGUUGCAACUACGUGAAAAGUCUUCGAUAGACUAUUCCCAACCAUGGAAUUAUAUGCAAAAGGCUGCCAAGUUGAUUUGCUCGGAAAUUGGCGAUAACUUGGUACCUCUGACUAGCGAGGACUUCUUUGUGCUUCUCGCUUUUUACCUUAUCUUUAUUGGUAUUGAAGUCACAACGGGUGAUGUUUGUCACUGGGGCGGGUUCUUAACGCAGUGUUCCAAUUUGAUCAACUCUUUCGGUGGCUUGGCUGCUGUGUGUCAGAUGUUUCUGAACAAUAACGAUAUCAAGUGGCUUCUUCACAACUUCCAGUUCCACGAUUUGCUCUCACUGAAUGCUGUGCGUCAGGGAACGUUGAUUCCUAUCGAAGAGUACGAAGCCGUUUUACCAGAUGACGUAAAUUACGGUCUUGAUCCACUUCAGGGUGCUUUAGGUAGAGUCUAUAAUCUCUUUGGUGAGAUUGGCAACGCUCAAGUCAAUCUCAGACGUCAAUGGACAGAGAUCGAAGAUGCGCUCGAGUUGGCAGUCGCCCACCGGUCAACCGAAGUGGAAGAGGCUCGAAAGAAAUACUUUGAAACUGUUAGAGCCACGUUCAAAGAGUUCCAAGAUAAGAUCUCCACAUGUCUGCCGAGCGAAAUGCACCUUGAGAUUCUUGAACAGAGUCCCAAGGAAUUGGCGCUCCAGACCAAGCUUUUUGAACUCUAUGUGCUCAUUUGCCAGAUCCAUCUUCAUAGCGGUGUGAUUCGUCUGCCUCCAGUGCUGUUCCAGCAACAAGACUUGCUUUCUCAAGCUAUUGAGCUUAUUGACCAACUUAUGGAUACACGCAUGAUUGUUCUGUUAUCACUACUGCUCUUGGUGUGUGGAACAACCUGUUGCACGGAAUAUGAUAGAGAGAGAAUGAGAGAGAGGUUCCGCAAAGCCCGUUUAACGUACCACGUCCAGAACUUGACCAGAAUCGAAGAAACAGUCGAAGAAGUGUGGACUCGUAAUCCAGACGGCAACGGUGUAGUUGACUGGGCAGCUUUGGCAGAAGAAAAAGGUUGGAAUCUUUAUGUGGGAUAG